Molecule: messenger RNA, 738 nt
Organism: Frankliniella occidentalis (western flower thrips)
Lineage: Eukaryota; Metazoa; Arthropoda; Insecta; Thysanoptera; Thripidae
Gene: COX6B
Exons: 2
Coding region: 392-715 (107 amino acids)
Cellular component (GO): mitochondrion; respiratory chain complex IV
Source: RefSeq, a predicted model, not a curated record
GUUGUCGGAAGCGGUGUGGUGGUCGGCAGCGGCAGCGGCAGCAGACAAGCUUUUGAAGUUUUGGGGCUCAUGACUGGACCUGCGGACUGAACGACAGCGCGGCGGCGGAACUGACACGGCAGACGCACAAGCAGGCACGGCACGGCACGGAGUGAUCUGCUCAGCUGGGCUGCGCGGGGCGGACACUGGCAGGCACGGCACGGCGCGCGCCAUGCCGGGAGAGGGGCGGUGCGGCGGCAAGACGUACUACGAGGUCGUCGACAGCCAUCUGAAGUGAGGCUAUGGGGCCGGACUCCGCGAAGGCAAAAUUGAGCUAAUUGAACAGAAUUUAUUGGACCGGGUGAGAGCAGGUGUGUGCUUGUCCCGUUCCGUUAGGAGCGCGAGCCUGCCCAUGCUCGUGAUGCCCGGCCUGCCGCCCAUGAAGAAGACCUCUCGGGUCCAAGACGGCGCCGCUGUCCCCCUGCCCCCCGACCCGAGGGUGCAGGAGACGAACCAGGCCUCCAGGUGCUUCAGGACCUUCAUGGACUUCUUGGACUGCAGACACUACCUCAGUGAAGAGAAUUAUAACUGCGCUUUCCUGAAGGAGACGUACAAUCGAAUCUGCCCCUCGUUUUGGACGGAGCAGUGGUAUGAACAGCUGAAGAAAGGAACCCACCCCGCUUGGGAGGAGCCCCCACCCCCAAAAAUAUGCGAUGUUUGUCCGAAAGAGGAAUGAUGAAUGUUGAAUAAAUGUGAGCA